AUGAUUAACGAAAUAGAGUAAGAGCAAGAAUUAGCUUAACACUCAAAGUAUUUGAUGAAAAAAUUCAAUAUAGGAGAGGUAGUUGAGAGAGGAUAAUAUGUUAUUCUGUCUAAGUGCAAGCAUGUUGAUAUUUUCAGAAAGCCAAUUGAUUGCGUUAUUAAAGAAUCUCUGCAUUCUGAAGAUGAACCUAAGUGUUGCACAAAAUUCUGUUUUAAUCUAAUCAACGAAUAUCAAGUCUCUUCUCAACUUUCUCAUCCUAACAUCGUUUAGCCAUAAUGUGCUAAUUUUAAAUAUGAUGGCGGUUGUUCUGUUUUAUUUCCAUAAGCUGAAUGCGAUGCGUUCUCUUAUCUUCUAAAUGGAGUGUUAGACAUUUCAGUAGUCAAACUCUAUUUUAAAUCUAUGAUUUUAACAUUAAACUAUCUCCAUAAUUAACAAUUGUUCGCCCAUAACGACUUUAAGUUAGAAAAUGUCCUCGUUUUUAAAACUGAAAAUGAAAAUGAGAUGUUCUAACUUACUGAUUUUGGGUAUUCAUAUUACUUGGGUAACAAACAUAAUAAUUGUAGAAACUACAGUAAAUACUGGACAACCAGAAACACCAUUUUUUUAUCUCCUACAAACUGCUAAAGUAUCCAAUUCAAGCAGUUUAGAAACCUGAGAGAAAAGGAAGGAGAUAUGUUUGGGUUAGGCUGCACCCUUUUCAUGAUCCUAUUCAGAAAAUACCCUUUUGGAUCUAACUUACCCACACUUAAUGAAAAACUUAAAGUCUGUGAAGACAUUUAGAAGUUUGGCUAUCAGUACUUCUUGCAAUUUUAAACAGCAUUCAAUAUUUAUGAAAAUGAUUGGGUUAUUCUUAUUGACCUAAUAAUUUAAUUGCUAGUAAUAGAUGACAGCUGCAGAGCUACUUCACUUUAACUCAUGAACCACCCAUGGGUUUGUUAAUAAAACAACUGA
Tetrahymena thermophila SB210 is the source of this 951-nucleotide messenger RNA. Its product is annotated as Serine/Threonine kinase domain protein. Gene Ontology annotation, molecular function: ATP binding; protein serine/threonine kinase activity. Gene Ontology annotation, biological process: mitotic DNA damage checkpoint signaling; protein phosphorylation. The transcript has a single exon. Lineage: Eukaryota; Ciliophora; Oligohymenophorea; Hymenostomatida; Tetrahymenidae. Gene Ontology annotation, cellular component: nucleus. The record is from RefSeq and is a predicted model, not a curated record.